AUGAAGUUCGCUCUUCCCCUCGUCGCUCUCCUGGCUACCGCCUACGCCGGACCCGCCCCUGCUACUGACCAGGCCGAGAUCGAGUCUGGCUAUGGCAAGUCCAAAAACUGGGAUUGGUGCGGUGCCAAGACCUUCAGCAAGUGCUUCGGGGCCAAAAGCUGUCAGAAGGACGCCGACUGCCUGAAGAAGAGCAAGGGCAAUGUUGACCUCAUCGGUUGCGGCGGCAUCAUGUUCCCCAACGACUGCUAUGCUUACUUCUAA
Messenger RNA from Geosmithia morbida, 261 nucleotides. RefSeq lists its product as uncharacterized. The transcript is spliced from 4 exons. NCBI's taxonomy places the organism in Eukaryota, Fungi, Ascomycota, Sordariomycetes, Hypocreales, Bionectriaceae. The record is from RefSeq and is a predicted model, not a curated record. The coding region runs from base 1 to 261 and encodes 86 amino acids.